Messenger RNA from Drosophila biarmipes, 1631 nucleotides. RefSeq names its product tRNA dimethylallyltransferase. Gene Ontology annotation, molecular function: tRNA dimethylallyltransferase activity. The record is from RefSeq and is a predicted model, not a curated record. The coding region runs from base 167 to 1588 and encodes 473 amino acids. The transcript has a single exon. Gene Ontology annotation, biological process: tRNA modification. NCBI's taxonomy places the organism in Eukaryota, Metazoa, Arthropoda, Insecta, Diptera, Drosophilidae. Gene Ontology annotation, cellular component: mitochondrion.
UUAAUACCUAAAAAUAUUUUACUAUUUAUAAGCAAACUAAAAAACACCACUUAAUAGUUCUAAAAAAGUCGUAAAUAGCUGGCGGCAACAGGAGGAACGCACGUGUUCGAGAACGUGUGGGCUUUGUUUACCUUAAUUGAUUUGAAUUGGCUCCAAUCACGCCGAGAUGAUACGAAAGGUGCCGCUAAUUGUGAUUUUGGGCUCCACGGGCACCGGCAAGACGAAGCUCUCCCUGGAAUUGGCGGAACGCUUCGGGGGCGAGAUAAUCAGCGCCGAUUCUAUGCAGGUUUACACCCACCUGGACAUUGCCACCGCCAAGGCCACCAAGGAGGAGCAGUCCCGGGCUCGACACCAUCUGCUGGACGUGGCCACCCCGGCGGAGCCCUUUACAGUCACACACUUUCGCAAUGCCGCUCUGCCCAUCGUGGAACGCCUGCUCGCCAAGGAAACUCCUCCAAUAGUCGUUGGCGGCACCAAUUACUACAUAGAAUCCCUACUCUGGGAUGUCCUAGUGGACACGGAAGACAAAAAGGCUGACUGCAAUCCUCCACGUGAUCACCUUAAUGACUCAGAUAUGAAUGCCAUGUCCACCCAGGACUUGCAUCGUCACCUGGCCAAAAUCGACGCCGGUAGUGCAAACCGCAUUCACCCCAACAACCGGCGCAAGAUUAUCCGGGCCAUCGAAGUGUAUCAAGGCACGGGUCAGACUUUAACCAAGAAGUUAGAGGAGCAGCGAGCCCAACCAGGUGGAAACCGCCUGGGAGGACCCCUCCGCUAUCCCCACAUCAUCCUGCUGUGGCUGCGCUGCCAACAGGAGGUUCUCAAUGCCCGCUUAGACUCCCGCGUAGACGGUAUGCUAGCUCAAGGACUCAUCCGCGAGCUACGCCAAUUUCACAUUGCCCACCAGGCCACUACUGUUCAGGCGUAUACCUCUGGUGUCCUGCAGACCAUAGGAUACAAGGAGUUUGUACCCUACCUUCUAAAGUAUGACCACCAGCAGGAUGAAAAAUUAGAAGAGUACCUUCGGAAUCAUAGUUACAAGCUACCCAGUCAAGACGAACUGAGGGAAGAUGGUCUUCCAGACGGCUUGAAUCUCCUACGCAGCUGCUGCGAGGAACUAAAGCUCGUUACGCGGCGUUACUCCAAAAAGCAGCUGAAGUGGAUCAACAAUCGGUUCCUGGCCAGCAAGGAUCGUCAGGUACCAGAUCUCUUCGAGCUGGACACCAGUGAUGUGGCAGCUUGGCCGGAGGCAGUGUAUCAGCGGGCAGAGACAAUCAUUGAGAGCUAUCGCAAUGCGGCCGAAUGCGAAAUUAAGCCAAUGGCCAAGAGGGAGCAUCCCGGAGCGGAUUUGGAUGAGGAGACUAGCCACUUCUGCGCCACCUGCGAACGACACUUCAUCGGGGAGUAUCAAUGGGGAUUGCAUUUGAAGUCUAACAAGCACAAACGCCGAAAGGAGGGGCAGCGCAAGAGGGAAAGGGACCAAGAAAUGAAGCUUUCAGCGGAUCAACUUCAAGCGAAGAAGCAGAAGGGAGAGGAGGAGGCUCAGCAGCCACCCAGCCAAGUCAAUGAUACUGAUAAGGAAUUGUAAACCCAGACACGGCUUGGCAAUAAAUAAACCUACGUAAAUUUGA